AGAUUAUAUAACCUCGGGAAUGCCGUGAUCUCGACGCCAGUCCAUUGCUUGUCCUUCCUCCGCAUUUGCGGGGUACGAGUUGACAGAUAAACCAUCUCCCCGUCAGAAUGGCAGCAGUUGCAAGAGCCAGCCGGAUCCGUGAGAAUUCUCCCAUCUUGAUCGAUCGGAUGCAUCUAUGUACUUCCGAGCAUCAAGCUAACCAGUUCGGUUUUGCUGUAGGUAAUCCGGCCUUGUUUAUCUGUGACAUCCAGGAGAAAUUCCGACCGGCCAUCUAUGAAUACUCCAAGGUUAUCUCCACCGCCGACAAGCUGCUCAGAGCAGCAUCGCCCCUGAAAAUCCCGGUGUAUGUCACGACACAGAACCGCGCCCGACUAGGCGACACCGUCACCGAGCUCCAGCAGUACAUAAAAUCGCCCGACGUCAACGUUCGGGCCGACGUGGACAAGACGCUUUUCUCGAUGAUAACACCCGAGAUAAAAACCCUACUGCCGACCGUCCAGAACCAGAGCCAGACCUCGCUGGACGCGGUCAUUGUUGGAAUCGAGACGCAUAUCUGCGUUACGCAGACGGCGCUCGAUCUCCUUGAGCUCGGGCACAGAGUCUACAUCAUCGUUGAUGGGGUGAGCAGUAUUAACCCGGAGGAAAGAGGGGUGGCGUUGGCGAGGCUGCGGGAUGCCGGGGUCAUCGUGACGACGAGUGAGAGUAUUCUGUUCGAGAUCCUGCAGGAUGCGAAGAGAGCUGAGUUCAAGGCGACUAGUGGGCUGGUCAAGGAGACCAAAGAGCAAACGAAGAAGGCCUUGGAGGUUCUUGCUAGGAUAUAGUUAUUUAGGUCGGGGAUUUCCUUCUGUUUUACCGGACCUUUUGAAAAUUGUAAGAUCCAGCAGCUCUACAUAUUAGUAUCAAUUGCGAUGGCGCGGGACGAUACCAGGCACCGCAAGAGGAGAAAGUUAAUAAGCACUCCGUACCUCGGUUGAGGCCAAUAAAACGAAAUAUUCCCC
This is a messenger RNA of Monascus purpureus, 998 nucleotides long. NCBI's taxonomy places the organism in Eukaryota, Fungi, Ascomycota, Eurotiomycetes, Eurotiales, Aspergillaceae. The record is from the annotation of a GenBank genome assembly.